Messenger RNA from Phaedon cochleariae (mustard beetle), 3688 nucleotides. The record is from the annotation of a GenBank genome assembly. NCBI's taxonomy places the organism in Eukaryota, Metazoa, Arthropoda, Insecta, Coleoptera, Chrysomelidae.
UUGUUGUCAAAUUCCAUGAAUUCAGAAUGACUGCUCCAAGGUGGCGGACAAGAUUUGUGAUUAUGGUCUGAUUCGAUUCAAAAUUUGUAUGUGGAGGUUUUUGGAGUCUAAUUAAACAUCAUAUGUUUUCAGUAUGAUUGCACGCAGGCGAACUCAGUGAAAAAACCGUGGAGGAGUUUUUGUAAUAUGCCGUUGUCACCGCCAGUACAGGAGCAUCAAGUUUCCACGUCUGAUGAGUCCACGCAGAACAUAACUGAAAUUACAAAUCGAGAAGAGAAUGAUGAAAAUGAACAUCACCAAGAAGAUGAAGUGUCUAGCGAAUCAGAAGACUGUGAUGAUGAUAUCAAAGAUCCUGACUUUGAAUACGAUAAGACUGACACUGAGAGCGAAAGCGAGAUCGAGGGCGAAAUCGAGGGCGAGAGUGAGUCUAUUGUUGAUGAACUUCCUGCUACUUCUGUCAACGUUAACAGCGCUAAUGAGGAGAGUGGCCGUAGUGAUGGCAAUGAAGAAGAUAUACUCAAUCAAAAAAAAGAUGAUGGUUCUUGUCAAACCGGUGUUUCGACCGAAUUUAAAACAAACGGCGAAAAGAGAAAAGGAAAUAAAACAAAAAACUUUUGUUUGUAUUGUUGUGAACCUGUGCUUAAUUUCUGUAGGCAUCUUAUUAGAAAUCAUAAAUAUGAAAGUCAAGUUUUGAAAAUUUGUUCAUAUUCUAAAGGAAGUAAAGAGAGAAAAGAGCUUCUGACAGUUCUGCGAAAAGAAGGAAAUUUCAUAAAUAAAAAUCAACAGAAAAAACCUAUGAAGAGACCUGUUACUAACGAGAAUAUCUUACCGUGCGAUAACUGUAAAGGAUUUUAUUCUUCCAAAACUCUCUGGCGCCAUAGACGAAAAUGCACAGGUGCUAUUGGUAAACAACAUCAGGUACGAGGAGAGAAUAUAUUAUUGAGAAACCUCAAAACCGAUACAAAAUUGAAGGAAACGGUAUUUCCGCGAAUGAUGUUAGAUGGAGUAUCUCGUGUUGCUAAAGAAGAUGUACUCAUUUGUGCAUUUGGUUCUAAAUAUUUGAAGACUCAUCGUGAUAAGCAUUGCGUCAAUAUUGUAUCGCGGAAAAUGAGAGAACUGGCAAAAUUACUGAUCGAAAUGAAAAAACAUAAUCCAGCUAUACAAAAUUUCUUUGAAGCUCUAAAUCCCGCUCACUUCGAUAUAUUAGUUGAAGCAGCGAAAUCUGUAGCUAAGUACAAUUCUGAAACAGAAUCUUUUGGAUCCCCUUCUUUUGCUGUAAACAUUCGACCUAGUAUUAUACAGUGCUGUGAAAUCGCUAUUCUGUAUGCCCUGAAAAGAAAAAGUGUGUAUGGAACUAUAAUAGCGGCAAAUGCAGAGGCAGAUCUGAAAACCUUGAUUCGAUUAGUAGAAAGUCAGUGGCAUAGCGAAGUGUCAUCCCAAGCCAUGAAUGAUCUUAACAUGAACAAAUUUAACAAAAUCACAAUUGUACCUCUGGCCAGCGAUUUGAAGUUAUUAAAGGAGUAUCUAAUUUCACGAAGCCAAAGUUCCAUCGAACAGCUGAGAACGGACUGUAAUAACGUUCCUGCAUUUAUAACACUUUUGGAGACAAUUUACUGCCGCAUCAUACUUUUGAAUCGCAGAAGACCGGGAGAACUGCAGCGAUUACCUUUACAUCUAUACGAAAAAGUUGAGACAAAUUCUUCGAAUUAUGAGGAAUUCUCUUCAGUUGUGACUCCUACAGAAAAAAUUUUGUUAGAAAACUUCAGAAGAGUGGUCAUAAAAGGAAAGAGAGGAAGAGGGGUGCCGAUUCUUAUUAGCCCCGAUGUUCAAGAAAAUAUUAAGGUUUUACUUGAUCUGAGGAAGAAUUUCAUAAACCCAAAAAAUGUGUAUUUUUUUGCUAAUGUAGGUACACUUCAACCUAUUUCUGGUUAUAAAGUGCUCAGAAAGUACGCUUCCAAUUGUGGCGCUAAGAAUCCAAAUGCGCUAACUGCCACUCGUCUUCGAAAACACCUAGCUACGUUGUGUCAAGUAUUCAGUAUGUCAGAAAAUGAUAUUGAACAACUUGCUACAUUCAUGGGACACACUGUUGGAAUACAUCGAGGAUCUUAUAGAAUGCCUGACGAUGUUUACCAAACGGCAACCAUUUCAAAAUUAUUAUUAUUAAUGGAAAAAGGUGAAGCCAACAAAUUCAAAGGAAAAACUCUGAAUGAAAUUGAUUUGAAUCUUGAAGAAAAUUUGUUAGAAAUAGACCAGGAUAAAGCAAAAGAUACCAUUGGAAGUGACGGCGAAAGUGAAAAUGAAGAUUUGAAUAUGCCAACAGAUCCUGAGGAAACAGCUCCUUCAGUUACCGAGAAACCAUCAAAUGAAUCAAAACAGUGCAAAAGAGUGCUGGUUCCUUGGACUGAUAAACAGCGAACUGUGGUUAAGGAUUUUUUUAAAACAAAUAUUGUUGGAAAAAUUCCUCCAAAAAAAAAUGAAUGUUUGGUUCUGAAAGAAAUGCAUCCUGACCUAUUGAAGAACAAAGACUGGUUAAAAAUCAAGGUCUUCGUUCAGAACGAGUACAUGAAAAAGAAGAAGUAGAUAUACUACUUUCAACUCAAUUCCUGUUUUUUUUUUUAUUUUGGUUUCUAUCAGUACAAAAUACUCGUUUGAAAUAUUGUUUGCAGAGUAAGCUUUUUGUUUUUUUAUUUGAAAAAUAAAAUAUGUGUAUCCCCCAGAUGGACCCAACCACAAAGUGACUGAAAGAAGUGCAAUGCAUGUAACUUCGCCAUAGAAGAGCCCAAAAUAAAAACUAUAUGUUUACAUGGGUAAAAAAUCAACAGUUUCUGUGUUAUUAGAAUUCGUUGGAUCGGCCUUGGUGCAUCCAUUGCGUGGCCAGCAAUAAGUUCUUCCAUAAUGAAAAAUCGAGGAGAUUGAAGUCGGACAUAUUGCUGGCCAUGAAGAAGGUGCACCAUGACCGAACCAUCAUUUCUAAUAUCUCGGAAACUGUUGAUCUUUUGACCCAUGUAUCUAUGUUUUUUUCUGUAGUUAUUAUGAACUCUUUUAUCGAUUAUCAAUAUUCAUUGUACUUUUUUCAAUGUCACACUGUAUACUUCUAGAAAGGAAUCUUCCACAGGUAAUGAAAAUGUUCUUAGUCUGAAGAGAUCUUAGCCACAUGCAUAAUGUCAACAUACCAUGGUGGAUGAAAAAUUGAAUAUAAAAUUGAGUCAUUCAUAAUACACAUCACUGUUUGAAAUAAUAUAUCAAGUAUGAGUUUGGGACAGCACGUGGUUCGACGUAGUUCAGUCUAAGGUCGUGACGCGAUCGUAGAAACUACUCUGACUGAACAACUUCGAACCACGUGCUGUCCUAAACGUAUCUUUGUACUAGAGGUUCAAAUGGCUUUUUUCAAUUGAAAUUCUUAUCUUCCUUGAAAAUAAAAGUACUCACCAUAAAAGUACUGAUCUAUUUAUGUUGUCUCGUUUGAUUCACCCUGUAUCGUGUAUUUUUUUGGAAUAUCGAGAAUGGCUAUUGACUCUCCAGAAUAAGAAGAAAAUUUGUAUGGAGUGAUUUUUUCUCGUGGAAUUUUAACAAAAUAAGGUUGUUCACAAAUAUGGUUAGGUCCUUCAGGUUGCUUUUUCUGAAACCGUAAAGAUGUUCUCACAUGAUAUUACUUUUGGUGUAGUAAUGUAGUGAUGUCAUCGUCGCA